AUGAUCCGCCAAACACGACCACACCUUUUCCUUCCCCUUGAAUUCCUUCCACAGUCUUGGGCUCAAGUCUUUUUGGUCAACAUGUACGCCGAAACUGUUCCACCACCCGUUCCCCAAGAUCCUUAUUCGCAAGAGUACAACGAUGCUCCUCCUCCACCACCUGCUGAUAGAGAGAGAGAAGCUCCUCCAGCACGGGGUCGUUCACGCAGUCGAAGCCCACCUCGUGAAAACGGCUAUCCUAGCCCUUACCGUCGAAGGUCGCCACCUCCCCCUGUUUCUGCUCCUCGAAGACCUGCCCAUGCACCUGUUGCCCCGAACCCUUCCUCAGUACUUGGAGUUUUCGGUCUCAGUAUCAGAACACAAGAACGGGAUCUGGAUGACGAGUUCAGUCGGUUCGGUCACGUUGAAAAAGUGACUAUCGUUUAUGAUCAAAGGUCCGACCGUUCCAGAGGUUUUGGUUUCAUCCGAAUGUCAACCGUUGAAGAGGCCACACGUUGCAUCCAGGAGCUCAACGGAAUCGAGCUUAAUGGCCGUAGGAUUCGUGUCGACUUCUCUGUCACUGACCGGCCUCACCAACCCACUCCUGGUGAAUACAUGGGACAUCGUCGAACUCACCGUGAUAGUCAUGGUGGUCGUGAUCGUGAUCGCGACAGAGACUACCGCGACAGGGAUCGUGACUACCCACGCAGGGACAGGGACAGGGAUCCUUAUGGAAGGGACAGCCGAGACUGGAGGGACCGUCGAAGUCCACCGCCUCGGAGUAGGUACUCGCCUGAAUACCGCCGCCGGCGCAGCUAUUCUCGCAGCCCACCGAGGGGAAGCAGCCCACCUCGAAGGGACUACGACGUACCUCCCGCGGACACCCGCUGGUGAAAAGGUGAAAGAGGAAAAAUUUCGCAUGCGACGUGAUUGCAAUUUCCUCUCACAAGUGCUGCAAACGUUCAAAGGGUCCAAGGCAAGGGUCAAAUGUAGAAGAGGUCAUUGCGACGUCAAUAUGCAAUAUUCGUACUACAAAAGAGAAGAUUCUCGUUCAAGUAUCAAGUUUCAAGUUUUUGCCUGUCAAGUUGUGUCUAGUUAUCGUUCCCGUUCUCGCUGUCAAAUGAUUUAUUGCAAGUUUACAACUUUUUUUUACUUGAUAAACGAGCGGACCAAAAUUGCAACUUAACGGCAUGAAACGUGUCUGAUCCAAGCUGUACACGCUGUGGCUUGGUCUACGAGGACAAUGUGUGGGAUCCGCAAAGAUGGUGGUGGUGGCGUCAUGUCAGUUGGCUUUUUUGGGGGCGGCUAUCAUUGUUUUAUGUAUUGGUGACUGUUGCUCACCUUGACCGUCCGCCUGGAGUGUCUUGUAAUUAGUUUUCGGUUCGCAAUGCAGGG
Marasmius oreades (fairy-ring Marasmius) is the source of this 1374-nucleotide messenger RNA. RefSeq lists its product as uncharacterized. NCBI's taxonomy places the organism in Eukaryota, Fungi, Basidiomycota, Agaricomycetes, Agaricales, Marasmiaceae. Gene Ontology annotation, cellular component: spliceosomal complex. Gene Ontology annotation, biological process: positive regulation of mRNA splicing, via spliceosome. Gene Ontology annotation, molecular function: RNA binding. The coding region runs from base 1 to 873 and encodes 290 amino acids. The transcript is spliced from 5 exons. The record is from RefSeq and is a predicted model, not a curated record.